AUGGAUCAUAAUCAUUCAAGUAAUUUAUUUCGAUUUGCAUCAAUUCAAUUACCUAAAUCAGCCAAAUUACGAUCAUUUGGAAUAUAUUUAUCGGGGGCAUUAUUUGCCAUUGGGUUUUGGUCACUUGUUGAUGCAUCAAUAUAUCUGAAAACUAUUAAUGCUAGUGAUGUUCACGUUAAUUUUAUUGAUUGGAUUCCAUUUUUAGCUUCUUCUAUGGGGAUGUUAAUUGUUAAUUCUAUUGAAAAAUCAAAUUUAAUGAUAAAUCCAAAUAAUCAGACUGAUUUUACUGGAAGUGGAGGUGGUCAUGCUUGGGCAGCCAGAAUAAUUUUGUUUAUGGGAUUUAGUUUAUUGGCUGGUGGAUUAGCUGGAAGUUUUAUGGUUUUCAUAUUGAAAUAUUUAAUGAAUCAUUAUACUUUCCCCACAUUAGGUAUGGGAGUUGCUAAUAUUGUAUGUAAUGGAUGUGUUAUGUUGAGUUGUAUUUUCUUAUGGUUGAGUCAAAAUAUUGAAGAUGAAUAUAGUUAUAGUUUAGCUUUGUAA
Messenger RNA from Candida dubliniensis CD36, 537 nucleotides. RefSeq lists its product as uncharacterized. Gene Ontology annotation, biological process: protein targeting to vacuole; late endosome to vacuole transport via multivesicular body sorting pathway. Bases 1 to 537 code for a protein of 178 amino acids. The transcript has a single exon. Gene Ontology annotation, cellular component: fungal-type vacuole membrane; Vps55/Vps68 complex. The record is from RefSeq and is a predicted model, not a curated record. Lineage: Eukaryota; Fungi; Ascomycota; Pichiomycetes; Serinales; Debaryomycetaceae.